This is a messenger RNA of Fomitiporia mediterranea MF3/22, 873 nucleotides long. RefSeq lists its product as uncharacterized. Bases 1 to 873 code for a protein of 290 amino acids. The record is from RefSeq and is a predicted model, not a curated record. The transcript has a single exon. Lineage: Eukaryota; Fungi; Basidiomycota; Agaricomycetes; Hymenochaetales; Hymenochaetaceae.
AUGUCCCAAAGACACUCAGAGCAAGAACCUGACAAGGAACGUUUACUCCUUCCAAGGAGGGCUACUAGUUUGGCAGAGGCCUCGUCAGAAUAUGAUAAAGCUAUCCAUGAAACGCAGAAUGCCAUAGCCUCUGUAUCCACACAGCUUGCCAGACCGAAGCAGGUUUUGAGAUACGUCAAGGAAGGCCAGAAGAAAUUCGAAAAGGCACGAAAAGCUCUUGGAAUGUUAGUACUAGCGGUGUCCCUGGAAGAAAGCAAGAAUACAGAAGCUUCUGAAGCGAGGGACGCGAAAGGUAGUAGCCAUGGCGAAAGAAAGUCGAAGUCUAGACAUCUCAGUAGACGGAGUGAUGCAAACAAAGAUAGCAAGCGAGCAACAAAAGCAUUCGAAGACGCGGUAAAUGCCUUGGAGGACGUGAAGCGGAGACAUUACGAAAUGGCCAGCGCGAAUUUUGGUCUAUCUCUUAGAAGUGCUCAUGACGAAAAAGCAGACGCGGCGAUGGACAAGUUCUUUGAAGAUGCUUGUUAUUUGCUCUACUCGAGAUCUGUCAGGCACAGUGAUACGGCGUCACAAUAUUGGAAGCAGCUCGCCGAGAAACUCGAGACAAACUGCAAGCACUGUGAUGGAAUUAACGGGAAACUGACAGAUGAAAAGCUCAAGUUCAGAAAAGAACAUAAGUCAAAGAAGUUCGAGACGCAGAACCCUGCAGACGCCGAAUUGAUGACUCACAAAGUAAAUGAGAUCAAGCAAAGCGUUGCGGGUAUAGCAGAGGAGCUCAUGAGAAGGCAUGACGCGUUGAAAGAGACACAAGACGCCAUGUCUAGGUUGAGAGUAGAGGCAGAGCAGGAGAAGACGACGGCAGACAAGGCCACGUGA